Molecule: messenger RNA, 978 nt
Organism: Pestalotiopsis fici W106-1
Lineage: Eukaryota; Fungi; Ascomycota; Sordariomycetes; Amphisphaeriales; Sporocadaceae
Exons: 2
Coding region: 1-978 (325 amino acids)
Source: RefSeq, a predicted model, not a curated record
AUGGACGUUGAACUUGGACCGAGCUCCCAGAGCCAACCGGGAUUUUACCACGGCCGGGACUUUGACCAGGGCCCCAGCGCUUAUCACGCUGGAGCGGGUGCUGCUAACGGUGCCGCUUUGGGGAGCUUCCAAGCCAAUUCCAUUCCAACAGAACAAGCCCCAGCGGCCAAUGACCAGCCGCCGGUUCACUAUUCAUGGGCGCCAGCGCAGACGGCACCAGCAACGUCCAUUACCGUCGACGAUGAACAUACCACGAGCACGCGCAAGAUGCGCAAGCGAAAAGCCGAAACGCAGGACAAUGAAAGGCUGUCAAAACGUUUGAGUCUCUUAAAUCUGGAAAAAGAUGGCCAGAAACUCUACGUUCCCGUCGAGAGCCCCCAGCUACGGCCCACGGCGGGCGGCUCUUCCUCUUCUGCGGCCUUGGAAGGCGACCAGAUGCAAUUGGACGAGUCCAAGCACAAGGUAUACAUAUACGACCUAGACGCAGAGCUCGCAGACGAAGGGAGCGAGUCCUCGUCCGACGAGGCCAAGCUGGUCUUCCUGCCCGACAUUGCAAAGCACCUGCGCCAGCAGAGCCGGAUUCCACCGCGCGUGCUCGCCAACCCCGACGGCGAGCUCGCCGGCAUGCAACUGGUUCUGUACAGCGAGCCCAAGUCGCUGACCGUCCCCGAGAGCCAGGACAGCGUCAGAAAGGCGAUCGCCGACGCUCGCGCGCGGCUGCGCAGUAAACACCAACAACCGCACACGGGAGCAGGGACCGGAAGCAACAACGGUGUCGUCGACAACGACAUGGUCACGGCAGCUCCAAGCAUGGAUAUCGAGAUAUCUUCCCCUGCACAGGAGCGCAGGAUUCCUAACGGGCUGAACAACCUUGCCAACGAUGCUACUGAGACGACCAAUGGUAUGACGGGCCCGAACAACUAUUCCAUAUAUUCAUCUAGCUACGACCCGGACGCCAUGGAUAUGGACAUUGAUUGA